ACGCGGGUGAGGCGGCCCCGGGAGCAUGAGCGGGCAGCGCGUGGACGUCAAGGUGGUGAUGCUGGGCAAGGAGUACGUGGGCAAGACGAGCCUGGUGGAACGAUACGUGCACGACCGCUUCCUGGUGGGGCCCUAUCAGAAUACCAUCGGGGCCGCCUUCGUGGCCAAGGUGAUGUCCGUUGGAGACCGGACGGUGACUUUAGGUAUUUGGGAUACAGCAGGCUCUGAGCGCUACGAGGCCAUGAGCCGAAUCUAUUAUCGGGGCGCCAAGGCUGCCAUCGUCUGCUAUGACCUGACGGACAGCAGCAGUUUUGAGCGAGCGAAGUUCUGGGUGAAGGAACUGCGCAACCUAGAGGAGGGCUGUCAGAUCUACCUGUGUGGCACCAAGAGUGACCUGUUGGAGGAGGACAGGCGCCGCCGCCGUGUGGACUUCCACGACGUCCAGGACUAUGCAGACAAUAUCAAAGCUCAGCUCUUUGAAACAUCCAGCAAGACAGGCCAGAGUGUGGACGAGCUCUUCCAGAAAGUGGCAGAGGACUACGUCAGUGUGGCUGCCUUCCAGGUGAUGACAGGGGAAUCUGCCAGGACCAGACUUCCUUCCUGCCAUUCUGUUCUCAUGGUGUGACCUGGGAGUCCAGCUCCAGUGAGAUGCUGCUGAGCCUGGGAAAGGAUCGCUGAUGCACUUCGUGCCCUGACUGUAGUGUGGGGUAGAGAAUGUGAAGAUAAAAUAAUUAUUUCCAUCAAUGCGAAAGAUGCAGGUUUGGUAGUUGUUCAAUUAGAGGAUCAACACAGUGACUUAAAUCACCUCAAACUCAGUAACUUCAGGGGCAAGCAGACAUUUAAAAACUGGGAUCCUUCUGUAGCAAUGACAGUUAUUUUGCUAUUAGAAUGGGUUUGCUUCAGCAGGAGAAGCAAAUGAGGCUUUGAAUUCAAAUUUCAACAGUUUCCAUCAAGUUCUUCUGACUGAACAGGGCUAGGAGAGAUAUUGGUUCUUUAGCUACCUAUGGAAGCUAUAACUUCCCCCUUGGAAACGUUUCCUGGGGACUGGCUUAGGGGCACUCUCUCUUGAGAUCCUGAUUUCCAGGCACUUGGUCAAAUACCAUCCUGCACAAAGAUCAGGAGUUUCUAAGAGAAAAGCUUUCCUUUUAACUGCCAAUUCAUACCCUCUGGAGAAAAGGUCUCAGUACAAGGCUCCAGGAGAGUCCCCAAGAACUGGCAGGAUCACUGUCUCCCCACUGUCCCUCAUGCAAGAGUUUCAAUUUCCCAGUAGUCCUUCUAACUCUGCUUAUUAUAUGGUGACUGCUUUCUUGAUGUUAACAAUCUGGUAUCAGAUGCUGCUAUCAGUGGGCCUGACAGCUGAAUUUCUACUUUCCAUUCUACCUGAGAGUCUUUAAGUAAC
Messenger RNA from Mirounga angustirostris (Northern elephant seal), 1399 nucleotides. It is a transcript of the gene RAB24, whose product is annotated as RAB24, member RAS oncogene family. NCBI's taxonomy places the organism in Eukaryota, Metazoa, Chordata, Mammalia, Carnivora, Phocidae. Gene Ontology annotation, molecular function: GTPase activity; GTP binding. Gene Ontology annotation, cellular component: Golgi apparatus; endosome. Bases 26 to 625 code for a protein of 199 amino acids. The record is from RefSeq and is a predicted model, not a curated record. The transcript has 8 exons.